This is a messenger RNA of Balaenoptera ricei (Rice's whale), 2648 nucleotides long. It is a transcript of the gene DTL, whose product is annotated as denticleless E3 ubiquitin protein ligase homolog. Bases 31 to 2223 code for a protein of 730 amino acids. The record is from RefSeq and is a predicted model, not a curated record. Lineage: Eukaryota; Metazoa; Chordata; Mammalia; Artiodactyla; Balaenopteridae. Gene Ontology annotation, biological process: proteasome-mediated ubiquitin-dependent protein catabolic process; mitotic G2 DNA damage checkpoint signaling. The transcript has 16 exons. Gene Ontology annotation, cellular component: nucleus. Gene Ontology annotation, molecular function: protein binding; protein-macromolecule adaptor activity.
CCCUCAGUUGAAAGUUUUCCUCCGGCCCAGAUGCUCUUCAAUUCGGUACUCCGUCAGCCCCAGUUUGGCGUCCCGAGAAAUGGAUGGUCUUCACAAUACCCUCUACAGUCCCUUCUUACUGGUUAUCAGUGCAACUAUAAUGAUGAGCACACUUCUUAUGGAGAGACAGGAGCCCCAGUUCCUCCUUUUGGAUGCACCUUCUCUUCCGCUCCCAAUAUGGAGCAUAUACUAGCAGUUGCCAAUGAAGAAGGCUUCGUUAGGUUAUAUAACACAGAAUCACAAACCAGUAGAAAGAAGUGCGUCAAAGAAUGGAUGGCUCACUGGAAUGCUGUCUUUGACCUGGCCUGGGUCCCUGGUGAACUUAAGCUUGUUACAGCAGCAGGUGAUCAAACAGCCAAAUUUUGGGAUGUAAAAGCUGGUGAGCUGAUUGGAACAUGCAAAGGUCAUCAGUGCAGCCUCAAGUCAGUUGCCUUUUCUAAGUUUGAGAAAGCUGUCUUCUGUACAGGUGGAAGAGAUGGCAACAUUAUGGUCUGGGACACCAGGUGCAACAAAAAAGAUGGAUUUUAUAGGCAAGUGAAUCAAAUCAGUGGAGCUCACAAUACCUUAGACAAGCAAACCCCUUCAAAACCUAAGAAGAAACAGAAUUCAAAAGGGCUUGCUCCUUCUGUGGAUUUCCAGCAGAGUGUUACUGUGGUCCUCUUUCAAGAUGAGAAUACAUUAGUCUCAGCAGGAGCCGUGGAUGGGGUAAUCAAAAUAUGGGAUUUACGUAAGAAUUAUACUGCUUAUCGGCAAGAACCCAUAGCAUCCAAGUCUUUCCUGUACCCAGGUAGCAGCACUCGAAAACUAGGAUACUCAAGUCUGAUUUUGGAUUCUACUGGCUCUACUUUAUUUGCUAACUGCACAGAUGACAACAUCUACAUGUUCAAUAUGACUGGAUUAAAGACUUCUCCAGUGGCUAUCUUCAAUGGACAUCAGAACUCUACCUUUUAUGUUAAGUCCAGUAUUAGUCCAGAUGACCAGUUUUUAGUCAGUGGCUCAAGUGAUGAAGCUGCCUACAUCUGGAAGGUCUCCAUACCCUGGCAUCCUCCUACUGUGCUCCUGGGUCAUUCUCAAGAGGUCACAUCUGUGUGCUGGUGUCCAUCAGACUUCACAAAGAUUGCUACCUGCUCUGAUGACAAUACACUGAAAGUCUGGCGCUUGAAUAGAGACUUAGAAGAGAAAUCAGGAGGAGAUAAACUCUCCAUAGUGGGCUGGGCCUCUCAGAAGAAGAGAGAGGCGAGAGCUGACCUAGUAACAGUGACAAGUAGCCAGAGUACUCCUGCCAAAGCCCCCAGAGUAAAGAGCAGUCCAUCCAUUUCCUCCCCAUCAUCAGCAGCUUGUGCUCCAAGCUGUGCUGGAGACCUCCCUCUUCCUUCAAAUACUGCCACAUUCUCUCUUAAAACCCCUCCUGCCAAGACCCGAUCUCCCAUCAGCAGAAGAGGCUCCGUGUCUUCUGUCUCUCCCAAGCCACCCUCAUCUUUCAAGAUGUCCAUUAGAAACUGGAUGACCCGAACACCUUCCUUAUCACCACCCAUGACUCCACCUGCUUCUGAGACCAAGAUCAUGUCUCCAAGAAAAGCCCUUAUACCUGUGAGCCUGAAAUCAUCCCAAGCAGUGGCUUGCUCUGAGUCUAGAAAUAGAGUAAAGAGGAGGCUAGACUCAAGUUGUCUGGAGAAUGUGAAACAAAAGUGUGUAAAGAGUUGCAACUGUGUGACUGAGCUUGAUGACCCAGUUGAAAAGCUUCAUUUGGAUCUGUGCUGCCUUGCUGGUAACCAGGAAGACCUUGGUAAGGACUCUCUAGGUCCUACCAAACCAAGCAAGAUUGAAGGGACUAGUAUGAGUGUCACAGAGCCUCCUUCUCCUGCCAGUCCUUAUGCUUCAGAAGGCUGUGGAACACUACCUCUUCCUUUGGGAUCUUGUGGAGAAGGCUCUGAAGUGGUAGGCAAAGAGAAUAGCUCCCCAGAGAAUAAAAACUGGUUAUUGGCCAUGGCAGCCAAACGGAAGGCUGAGAAUUCGUCUCCACGAAGUCCAUCGUCCCAGACCCCCAACCCUAGGAGACAGAGUGGAAAGACUUCUCCAGGCCCGGUUACCAUUACUCCCAGCUCCAUGCGGAAAAUCUGUACAUAUUUCCAUAGAAAGUCCCAAGAUGACUACUGUAGUCCAGAACAGUCAACAGAAUUAUAGAUUCUCAUCUGAAGAAAAUCCUUUCAACUCCGAAAUUUACCUAGCCUGGUUCUACUGCCAUGGUGUACCUGCAGCUUCCUCGGAAAGAAUGCUGUGUUUAAAUUUCAUAAAGUAAGUUUGUCACUGUGUAACAUUUUGAAUGAGUAGUCUUUACUUUUUAAAUUAUGCAUCUUCUGUACAAUAAUGACAUCCCCUGUCAUAGAGGCAAAAAAACAAGUGUUGUCUCUUGUUACUCUGAAACUUUCUGGGCACAGUGGAAAGUAUCUGUGGGCCACAGCAGGAGGCCUGUCUGUGAAGGUCAGCUGCUGAAGAGGACCCUGGGUCUCUGCUGCUUCCAACAAAUACAGUUUCAUAUAAAAUAUAUAUAAUCUUUUCACUACAUUUUUGUGGGUAUUUUUAAGUAUGUGGUAAAAUGUGAUGUUUAG